Molecule: messenger RNA, 1649 nt
Organism: Aspergillus pseudotamarii
Lineage: Eukaryota; Fungi; Ascomycota; Eurotiomycetes; Eurotiales; Aspergillaceae
Product: serine hydrolase domain-containing protein
Exons: 3
Coding region: 36-1649 (537 amino acids)
Source: RefSeq, a predicted model, not a curated record
UAGUCGAAGCAUCAGAAGUAGUAUCCUAUGUCACGAUGUCUAAAUCAUACGUUACCAUCGUUUUCACCGUCCUCUGUCUUUUUAAUUCCGUAUCUUCAUCAUUUACUCCUUGUCCACUCUUAGGACCAGCAUUCCCAGCAUUCACGCUCGACAAGAACUCGUCAAUACUGUCAUCUGCCCUGGCCAACCUCACCAAGACAUUUGAUGAGCAAAAUAGCCAAGGGUCCGGUUCCCACGGAGAUGUCUCUCCCAAUACCACCUCGUUCAGUGUGUCGCUUUUCUCCACCAACCAGGGAACUGCGAGCGAGAGUCCAUUCUUCUUCGAUUAUCAUUACACUGCCCCUUCGUUGAAGAACUCAUCCGGUGAAAGUCAACAUGCGAAUCGGGACAGCAUUUACCGCAUCGGUGGACUUACCCAGAUCUUCACUGUCUGGACUAGUCUUAUUGAGGAAGGGGACACCAUCUGGAACGAACCCAUAACGAAGUAUCUCCCUGAACUAGGCGCAACUAAGAAGGGUGCGAACGCGAAGCAGGAUCCUGUUCGGUAUGUGGAUUGGGAAGACAUUACUGUGGGCCAAGUAGCCAGUCAUAUGGCAGGCCUUCCUCGGGACUUUGCCCCGCCAGGAGUAACCCCGAUCUACUCCAACGUUGGAUUCCAAAUCCUAGGCUACAUCAUGGAGAGGGUCACAGGCCGGCCAUUCACCGACGUUCUCGAAAGUCGCAUCCUCCAGCCACUUUCCCUCGGCAAAACAAGCCUACACACCCCUUCCCACAAUUCAUCCGGAAUCAUCCCAACAGACCCCAAAAGCAGCGGCUGGUCCACCCAAUAUGGAGGAGAAGCACCAGCCCUAUCAAUGUAUUCGACAAUCACCGACCUCUCCACCGCCGGAAAGGCAAUCCUGAACUCAACCCUCCUACCCCAAGCCCAAACAGAUCGCUGGCUCAAACCAGUCACCCACACAUCCAAUCCAGCUAACUCCCUCGGGUACCCAUGGAUUAUCUACAGCAGUGGUGACUACCCCAACACUUCAAUGGUAGACAUCUAUACCUAUUACAGCAGCAUCGGCCAGUACAGCUCUUACAUCGGUCUCGUGCCAGACUACAAUGUCGGCUUCACCGUUCUGGCAACUGAUAGCACCUCGGCGCCAGACUUGAACGCGCAUGCGGAUAUCAUCGGUGAUGCCAUCUUACCUGCAUUGAUGAAGGUAGCUGUUAAGCAGGCGGGCGCUCAGUUCGGCGGCCAGUAUACCACUUCUGCUGGGCUUAAUUCCUCGAUCACGGUCUCUGUUGAUGAGUUGCCUGGGAUAUUCGUCGAGAGGUUCGUCAGCAAUGGGACAGAUUUCAGGGAAACCUUGGCUUCGUUGAUUGGAAUUGAGGAUCCUAACGCGUUGAGUAUCCGGUUAUACCCGACUGGACUGGUCUCAAAGACCGGAUCGGGUUGUUCCAGAGUGGUGUUCAGGGCCGUUUUGCAGGAUAAAAAUGAGCUUGCUGAUGCUGGGACACCGACUUGUGUUUCAUGGAUGGAUGUGGAUAAGUUGAAGUACCAGGAUCGUGCGCUGGACUCGUUUGUUUUUGAGGUGGAUGGCGAUGGAAAUGCUGUUGGGAUUGAGGUCUCGGCUUUGGAGCUGCACUUGAAAAAGGUUAAGUAG